Seminavis robusta is the source of this 876-nucleotide messenger RNA. NCBI's taxonomy places the organism in Eukaryota, Bacillariophyta, Bacillariophyceae, Naviculales, Naviculaceae. The record is from the annotation of a GenBank genome assembly.
AUGGUGGAAGUCAACGUAGAACCCGAUGGAAGCACAACGUUUGAAAAUGCUGGAGAAGAUGCAGGAGCAGGUCAAGAAGAAGCGUUCACAGGAGGAGAGGAAGCUGGGGCAGGGGAAGAAACUAUGGAGGAGGUAGCCAAGGCCAUUGACCCAGCUAUCUACCUGCUGAUUGCCGUGGUCAUUUUCUUGAUUGGGUUUGUCAUUUAUCAGCGAAAGAAAAAAGAAGAGGAAGAGGACGAUUUCUUUUCCAAUCUCGAUGGAGAGAAGUUUAAUUUGAAGCUACCAGCAGAAGUAGACGAAUACUAUACCAUCCGAGCCAAGUGCGAGUCGGCUGGAUGGAAACCAGGAAUGGCCAAAUCAGCAGAAAACCAAGGUCCCCACCGAGUCAUGGCGCAAGCUCUGAUGAAGCGAGCAAUUGCCGAUAUUCCCGUAGUCACACAUAUACAAAAGGAAUCGGCUGGCAUGAAUAAACUGUACUCUCAGUCUAUGUGUUCGGUCAAGCAGUGGAGAGCUUAUCAGAAUGCCGAAGCCAUGGUGUCGCAAGAAGUGGAAGAAGUCCGAGCGGAAGCGGAUGAGAUUGAGCCGGGUUGGAGUCAGGCCAUUUGGAGACAGGCGAUGCAAUAUCAUCAAAUGCUGAAGCAAAAGCAUGAACAAGAGGCCAAGGCACUGGACGAUCAGGCCAAGAGACGAAAGGAAAUUGAAGAAAAAGUAAACGCUGAAAAGAUGAAGCAAAAAGCCGAAAAGGAUAAGGCAGAUGCUGCCGAGAAGGCGGCACAAGAACUGAUCAAAGAAGAGGAACGUGUGAAGAACAGCAAAAAGGCGUUUGCGGCUGGAGGUGGCAUGAAGAAAGGGUUCUUGGACCAGAAGAAAAAGUAA